GCGCUGUAUAGUUUUCCUCGUGAUCACCCUGCGCUCGUGUAUCCCUUUCGACGCCGUCAACCAUGGCGAAAGCAGCAGCUAAACCGACAUCAAGUGGAGGAGGAAAGUCUGCCAAGAAGAAGAAGUGGUCCAAGGGCAAGGUCAAGGACAAGGCCCAGCACGCCGUCACCCUCGACAAGCCUUUGUACGACCGUAUCUUGAAGGAAGUCCCGACCUUCCGUUUCAUCUCCCAAUCUAUCCUGAUUGAGCGUCUCAAAAUCAACGGCUCUCUUGCCCGUGUGGCCAUUCGCCACCUCGAGAAGGACGGACAGAUCAAGCCCAUUGUGCACCACUCGGCGCAGCUUAUCUACACACGAGUAACUGGCGGCUCCGACUAGAUGUCUCUUCCACCUCAUGUUACUAUGCCCCAUGUAUACGCAUAAUCCACUCAUGCUGCGCAAAAUCUCAUUCAUCCUCUGAACUUCUGCUGCACUGGAACGAGUUCGUAUGAGGGUGCAGCACACUGGUCUCUUCUGUAACUCAUGUAAACCGACCAUUAGUGCACCUGAAUGCGUAGGGAUGCGACUACUUCGUUUUUUGUCGACGCCUCUACAGAGCGACUGAACGUGCUAAUACCACGUAUGUAGCGCGUUUCAAUGCCGGGCUGCCGAUGGGCAUCACCCUGUGCGAUCCUUCCGCGAGUUCUAAGCCCCGUGUCACUUUCACUUUCAUCUCGACGAUCGCGCACCCGCUCCAUUAGCUCGAUGUGUUCUUCCUACCCCUGUGCAUACUCGGACACGGUCCCUGCAUCAGCGCGAAGGGGACCUCGGUGGUUACCAUCCUGCUCGCAUCCCAUGGCUUGCGUUUCAGCCCUAAUACCGGAAAUUAGACAGCGAUUAUCUCAUCGGCAGUCGCGAAUCGAAGAAAAAGCUUUUUGCAUCGAAAUACCCACUGCUCAGCGUACUAGCAUGUCCUCGAACAUUGUGUCAAGUUCCUGCAACCUUGCGUAAUCCUGGAAUAUCGGGUCAACAUCGCGAGUAGGACUCAACAAGAGAUCGCACCCCGGAGACCGAGGGAGCCGCAACAACCAGUGCUUGGCAUACAUCUUGCAGUUUCUGUCGUCCUCCAAAUCGGUCAGGGGCCUAGAAUUUUGGAAGCAACCGGAAGUCUCACUUGGAUCGUCGGGUGUUCCCGAUUCCACUAGUGACACCCAGCAACGUGCCACGGCAGCUAGAAUUGUUCCUUUCCAAUGCUCCAUCCGUUCGGCGCACGCCGUGAUGAGAGUAGCCAAAGCACGCAGUGACACGAUCUGCAACUCCACCGAACUGCUUCGAUAUCCGCUGGGAUUUAACGGAUAGACCAGUUGCGCGAUAAGAACCUGCUCGUAUAGGUGAAACUCGCAGGGAAAGGUGGCGGCUGCGACAGAACCUUGAGAUAACGAGCGCAGCCCACUCCUAGUGCUUCGAAAAUGGGAGGCAGUGCGUCCACGGAAGCAACCAAGGCAUCGAGUUUGUCACUAGCGUAUGGCCAGAUGCUCGCGAUGAUUCCAUCCCCCAGCAGAGCAGAGAGCUGAUCAAAGCGUUGCACCGAGCCGAUCGAGGUGGUCUCCUCAAUAAGAGCCAGUGAAACAUAGACCGUGGUAGGAAUGAGUUCACGGGUCUGAGGACGGUCAAAUGAAGUGAGUGCCUUCUGGAAAGACUGCCGGGUGUUGGUAUGUGAGCCCUGACUGCCACAAACAAACGACUGACCACGGAGAGUAAACCAUCGACACCUGUCCGCUUCAAGAGGGAGCCGGGAACGCGUUUCAGCAUUUCAGACGCGAUCCGCACACCCUCCAGUUUAUAUCGUGCCUCAUAAUCGUCCAGCAAUAUCAUCAAUGGUGGAAUGACCAGAUGCCACACUUGGUCGUAUGCUUCCGUCUAUCGCAGUUUCAGCGUGAGCGGACGUGCGCCAUCUCAAGGAUGCGAUUCGUCAUUACCGGAAUGUUCUCUACACACCACAAGAUUGUACGCGCAGCCCCGGGAUGGUCCUUCCAGUGUUGUGACUCGAAGAAGUCUUGAGACGCGUUCGGGCCGCCCGCGGAACGUGCAAGCUUCCGUCCCGUCUCUGCGUUCAUUUCGGGAUGUGGGUUAGAGCGGAACAACGGUCGUAUGUUAUUUUGCAGGAUGUGGGUCACGAGUGUCAGAGGAGGAUCCAUGAAUCUAUGUAAGAUAUCUACAACACGCGGGUAGUACGUUCGUGGGCGGGUAGGAAUUGGAUAUCACCCACUUUGAGCCAAUUCUUGCGAUGGAAGUUCCGUCCAUUCCGAAUCCCCAUCUAAGGGUGCUACUGCAGCCACGAUAUCAGCUUGCUCGUCCAGCGACAGGUCGGUGCUCUGUUCGAUGCGCGUAUUGAGUUCUUGAAGGAUGCGUAGCGUGUCAUUCUUCCACACUUGAAGACGCGUCACAAGCUCGAUCUCUGAUGUUUCAGACAGUUCUUUGUAUUCUCCAGGAACUUUGAGUUGCACAAGGAGAGAAGAGAGGGUCAUGAUCGUCGCGUCGCGAGGGUCACCGGUAUUGAUUGGCACUUGAAAUCAAAUCAGCUGAUGGAAGUCAGCACAGCCCAUGAUGAGCUGACAAAGCUACAUAGUUUACACGUGAACAAGGCAGGCGGCAAUCCCAAAAUCCCUUCGUCCUUCCUCAAGACAUCGCUGCAUAAAUGGGUCGGGUUAUUCGAGCACAGAGGCGGUCGCACACCAUCUUCAAAGCGCACACGCACUUGAACAAGAACCCGGCGCAGCUCCGUAACCUCGACUUCGCUGAGCGCAACGGCUACAUCCGCGGUGUCGUUCGAGAGAUCAUCCACGACUCCGGACGUGGUGCUCCCCUUGCCCGUGUCGUCUUCCGGGAUCCGUACCAGCACAAGCUCCGCAAGGAGACCUUCAUCGCCACUGAGGGUCUGCACACCGGUGCCUUCGUCUACUGCGGAAAGAAGGCGACUCUCUCUGUCGGCAACGUUCUUCCCGUCGGUCAGUGCCCUGAGGGUACGAUCAUCUGCAACGUCGAGGAGAAGGUCGGUGACCGUGGUGCCCUUGCCCGCACCUCUGGUGCCUACGCUACCAUCAUUGGCCACUCGCCCGAUGACAACAAGACCCGUCUCCGUCUGCCCUCCGGCGCCAAGAAGACCGUCUCUGGAUCUGCCCGUGCAACUGUCGGUAUCGUCGCUGGUGGUGGACGUAUCGACAAGCCCUUGCUCAAGGCGGGUCGCGCAUACUACAAAUUCAAGGCCAAGCGUUACAACUGGCCCCGUACUCGUGGUGUGGCUAUGAACCCCGUGGACCACCCCCACGGUGGUGGUAACCACCAGCACAUCGGAAAGGCGUCCACGAUCUCGCGCCAAGCCGUUCCCGGUCAAAAAGUCGGUCUCAUUGCUGCCCGGAGGACUGGUCUUCUGCGUGGUACCGUCAAGGUCAAGGAGGUUUAAGCGGUGGAUGGGCGUUUGGGCUCGUCUGUUUCUUCUCCUUAUCUACAUUUUUCAUGCAUCCUACCUUCCAAAAUGUAUGCCAUGCCGCCCGCGACAAUGAUAUGCU
Messenger RNA from Mycena citricolor, 3547 nucleotides. The record is from the annotation of a GenBank genome assembly. NCBI's taxonomy places the organism in Eukaryota, Fungi, Basidiomycota, Agaricomycetes, Agaricales, Mycenaceae.